Messenger RNA from Talaromyces atroroseus, 1176 nucleotides. RefSeq names its product Aspartic protease pep1. The transcript has 2 exons. NCBI's taxonomy places the organism in Eukaryota, Fungi, Ascomycota, Eurotiomycetes, Eurotiales, Trichocomaceae. Gene Ontology annotation, molecular function: aspartic-type endopeptidase activity. The record is from RefSeq and is a predicted model, not a curated record. Gene Ontology annotation, biological process: proteolysis. The coding region runs from base 1 to 1176 and encodes 391 amino acids.
AUGGUUGGCUCUAAGACUGUUAUCUCUGCAUUGGCCCUGUCAGCUCUCGCCGCUGCUGCCCCGGCUCCUACCAAGACAACUCAGUUCUCUAUCAACCAGGUCGCGGUCAAGAAGCCUGCAGUUCACCCAGCUGCCAAAUACGCUAAGGCUCUGGCCAAGUACGGUGCUACUGUCCCUGACUAUGUUGCCUCAGCUGCUGCCUCCUCUCAGUCCGGCUCUGCCACCAACACCCCCAUUGAUGGUGAUGAGGAAUACGUUACCCCUGUCACCGCUGGUGACAGCACCCUGAACCUCGAUUUCGACACUGGUUCUGCUGAUCUAUGGGUCUAUACCUCUUCAACCGACGGAGCACCUUCGGACGCCAACUACUACACUCCCAGCGCUGACGCUAAGAAGCUGUCUGGUUACACUUGGAGCAUCUCAUACGGAGAUGGCAGCUCCGCCAGCGGUGAUGUCUACAAGGACACCGUUGUUGUUGGCGGUGUCACUGCGACUGCCCAAGCUGUUGAAGCUGCCGAGACUGUCAGCUCCGAAUUCUCCGAGGACACUGGCAGCGACGGCCUUCUCGGUCUGGCUUACUCUUCUAUCAACCAGGUUGAGCCUAUUGCCCAGAAGACUUUCUACUUCAACGUCAUCGACUCCUUGGAAACCCCAGUUUUCGCCGUCACCUUGAAGCACAACGAGCCUGGCACUUACGACUUUGGCUUCAUUGACUCUUCCAAGUACACCGGCGACCUUACCUACGCUGACAUCAACACUAGCGAGGGUUACUGGCUUUUCGAUGUUGACGGUUACUCUGUUGAGGGCGGUUCUUCUUCUUCCGACUCCUUCGAGGCUAUUGCCGACACUGGUACCACCCUUCUCAUGCUUUCCGACGACGUUGUCAAGGCAUACUACGACCAAGUCUCCAGCGCCAAGCACUCCAUUCUCGAGGGAGGCUACGUCUUUGACUGCGAUGCCACUCUUCCAGACCUCAGCCUCACCAUCAACGGCUACACUGCUACCGUCCCUGCCGAGUACUUGAACUACGCCUCUGUCAGCGACAGUCUCUGCUACGGUGGUCUCCAGUCCGCUGGUCUUCUUGGCUUGAACAUUCUUGGCGAUGUUUUCCUCAAGAGCCAGUACGUCGUUUUCAACGGCGAGGACAACAAGAUUGGCUUUGCCCCUCAGGCCUAA